UGGACCAUGUAACCUCGCUACCAGGAGUUGAGGCCGCCCUUUAACAUAGCCAUGAAGCUGGCCGAGCGACUCGUGUGCUGGGUCAGCUGCCUGGUGAUCUCCGGGACCCUCCAGCCCGGCGCGGCGCAGGCAGUGUGCGCUGGUACUGAGAACAAGCUGAGUUCUCUCUCUGAUCUUGAGCAGCAGUAUCGUGCGUUGCGCAAGUACUAUGAGAACUGUGAAGUAGUCAUGGGCAACCUGGAAAUCACCAACAUUGAACACAACCGUGAUCUUUCCUUCCUCCGGUCUAUCCGAGAAGUCACGGGAUAUGUCCUGGUUGCUUUGAAUCAGUUUGAGUACCUCCCGUUAGAGAACCUACGCAUCAUUCGUGGGACAAAACUCUACGAGGACCGAAAUGCCUUGGAGAUAUUUCUUAACUACAAAAAGGAUGGUAAUUUUGGACUCAGGGAACUUGGCCUGAAGAACUUGACUGAAAUACUGAAUGGAGGGGUAUACGUUGGCCAGAACAAGUUUCUUUGCUACGCCGACACCAUUCAUUGGCAGGAUAUCGUGCGUAACCCACGGGCUUCCAACUUCACUUUGGUUCCAACAAAUGGCAGCUCAGGAUGUGGACGAUGCCACAAGUCCUGCACAGGCCGAUGUUGGGGACCCACAGAAAACCACUGCCAGAGCUUGACAAAGACAGUGUGUGCAGAGCAAUGUGAUGGACGUUGCUACGGGCCGUACGUCAGUGACUGCUGCCAUCGGGAAUGCGCUGGAGGCUGUUCCGGACCUAAAGACACUGAUUGCUUUGCCUGCAUGAAUUUCAACGACAGCGGAGCAUGUGUCACUCAGUGCCCCCAGACUUUUGUCUACAACCCCACCACCUUCCAACUGGAGCACAACCACAAUGCCAAAUACACCUAUGGAGCUUUUUGUGUCAAGAAGUGCCCACAUAACUUUGUGGUAGAUUCCAGCUCUUGUGUGCGUGCCUGUCCUAGCUCCAAGAUGGAGGUUGAAGAAAAUGGUAUAAAGAUGUGCAAACCCUGCACUGACAUUUGUCCUAAAGCAUGUGAUGGCAUCGGCACAGGGAGUUUGACGUCCGCUCAAACUGUUGACUCCAGCAACAUUGACAAGUUCAUAAACUGUACCAAGAUCAACGGGAACCUGAUCUUUCUUGUCACUGGGAUUCAUGGUCGUCCUGUGUGUUCUGCUGCAGAGGGAAAGGUGUGUAACAACUUGUGCUCAAGUGACGGCUGUUGGGGGCCAGGGCCAGACCAGUGUCUGUCCUGCAAACGCUUCAGCAGAGGAAGGACCUGUAUAGAGUCUUGUAACCUUUAUGAUGGGGAAUUUCGAGAGUUUGCGAACGGUUCUGUGUGUGUGGAGUGUGAUCCCCAGUGUGAGAAGAUGGAAGAUAACAUGAUCACAUGCUAUGGGCCGGGACCAGACCACUGCACCAAGUGUUUCCAUUUUAAGGAUGGCCCCAACUGUGUGGAAAAGUGCCCCGAUGGCUUGCAGGGGGCAAACAGCUUCAUUUUCAAAUACGCCGAUGAGGACCGUGAGUGUCACCCUUGUCAUCCAAACUGCACUCAAGGGUGCAUAGGCCCCCGUAUUGAGGACUGCAUCGGCCUGAUGGAUAGGUGUAGAGGCCCCACUAGUCAUGACUGCAUUUACUAUCCAUGGACGCGCCAGUCCACCUUACCACAGCAUGCUAGAACCCCCCUGAUUGCUGCAGGCGUGAUUGGUGGACUCUUUAUCAUCAUCAUUGUGGGCCUGACGUUUGCCGUUUAUGUUCGGCGGAAAAGCAUCAAAAAGAAGAGGGCCUUGCGGAGGUUCCUGGAGACGGAGCUGGUGGAGCCCUUGACCCCAAGUGGCACAGCACCCAACCAAGCACAGCUUCGUAUCCUGAAGGAAACUGAGCUAAAGCGAGUCAAGGUCCUUGGCUCUGGGGCCUUUGGAACCGUGUAUAAGGGUAUUUGGGUUCCCGAAGGAGAAACAGUAAAGAUUCCUGUGGCUAUUAAAAUCCUUAAUGAGACGACUGGUCCCAAGGCAAAUGUGGAGUUCAUGGAUGAAGCUCUUAUCAUGGCAAGCAUGGAUCAUCCACACCUGGUGCGAUUACUGGGCGUCUGCUUGAGCCCUACCAUACAGCUCGUCACUCAGCUGAUGCCCCAUGGCUGCUUGUUGGACUAUGUUCACGAACACAAGGAUAACAUUGGCUCGCAGCUCCUGCUGAACUGGUGUGUCCAGAUAGCCAAGGGAAUGAUGUACCUGGAAGAGAGGAGACUGGUUCACCGGGACUUGGCAGCCCGGAAUGUCUUGGUAAAAUCACCAAACCAUGUGAAGAUCACCGACUUUGGCCUGGCCAGGCUCCUGGAAGGCGAUGAGAAAGAGUACAACGCUGAUGGAGGGAAGAUGCCAAUUAAGUGGAUGGCUCUGGAAUGUAUACACUACAGGAAAUUCACCCAUCAGAGCGAUGUUUGGAGCUAUGGUGUCACUAUCUGGGAGCUUAUGACCUUUGGCGGAAAACCCUAUGAUGGAAUCCCGACACGAGAAAUUCCUGACCUGUUAGAAAAAGGGGAACGGUUGCCCCAGCCUCCUAUCUGCACCAUUGAUGUGUACAUGGUGAUGGUGAAAUGCUGGAUGAUUGAUGCUGACAGUCGGCCUAAAUUCAAGGAAUUGGCUGCUGAAUUUUCUAGAAUGGCUCGAGACCCUCAAAGAUACCUUGUCAUUCAGGGUGACGACCGUAUGAAGCUCCCGAGUCCAAACGACAGCAAAUUCUUCCAAAAUCUCCUGGAUGAGGAAGACCUGGAAGAUAUGAUGGAUGCUGAGGAAUAUUUAGUUCCUCAGGCCUUUAACAUCCCUCCUCCUAUCUAUACCUCCAGGGCUAGAAUCGACUCCAACAGGAGUGAACUUGGACACAGCCCUCCUCCUGCCUACGCCCCUAUGUCAGGAAACCAGUUUGUGUACAGAGGCGGCGGCUUUGCUACAGAACAAGGAGUGCCUGCGCCAUACAGAGCUGUCAGCUGCAUAACUCCGGAGGCGCCAGCCAUCCAGGGGGCCACGGCAGAGAUCUUUGACGACACUUGCUGUAAUGGUACGCUACGGAAGCAGGUGGCCGCCCUCGCACAAGAGGACAGCAACACUCAGAGGUACAGCGCUGACCCAACAGUGUUUGUACCUGAGCGGGGCCAACGGGGCGAGCUGGAUGAAGAUGGGUACAUGACUCCGAUGCGAGACAAACCCACAACAGAUUACCUGAACCCAGUAGAGGAGAACCCAUUUGUCUCUCGACGAAAGAACGGUGAUCUUCAAGCUCUGGACAACCCCGAGUAUCACAGCGCCCCGAACGGGCAGCCCAAAGCAGAGGACGAGUAUGUGAACGAGCCGUUGUACCUCAGCACCUUUGCUAAUACCUUGGAAAACGCGGAGUACCUGAAGAACAAUGGGCUUCCUUUGCCAGAGAAAUCCAAGAAGGCCUUCAACAACCCGGAUUACUGGAAUCACAGUCUGCCACCGCGAAGCACCCUCCAGCACCCGGACUACCUGCAGGAGUACAGCACAAAAUAUUUUUACAAACAAAAUGGACGGAUCCGGCCCAUCGUGGCAGAGAACCCUGAAUACCUCUCUGAGUUCUCCCUGAAGCCUGGCACUGUGCUGCCCCCGCCACCCUACAGACAUCGAAACACGGUGGUGUAG
Terrapene triunguis (Three-toed box turtle) is the source of this 3675-nucleotide messenger RNA. It is a transcript of the gene ERBB4, whose product is annotated as erb-b2 receptor tyrosine kinase 4. Gene Ontology annotation, biological process: positive regulation of cell population proliferation; positive regulation of kinase activity; cell surface receptor protein tyrosine kinase signaling pathway. Lineage: Eukaryota; Metazoa; Chordata; Testudines; Emydidae. Gene Ontology annotation, cellular component: signaling receptor complex; basal plasma membrane. The coding region runs from base 52 to 3675 and encodes 1207 amino acids. The record is from RefSeq and is a predicted model, not a curated record. Gene Ontology annotation, molecular function: epidermal growth factor receptor binding; transmembrane receptor protein tyrosine kinase activity; ATP binding. The transcript is spliced from 27 exons.